Molecule: messenger RNA, 177 nt
Organism: Entrophospora candida
Lineage: Eukaryota; Fungi; Glomeromycota; Glomeromycetes; Entrophosporales; Entrophosporaceae
Source: the annotation of a GenBank genome assembly
AUGGCGCAUUAUCUUCUUAAUUCACUAUCACAAGCUUAUGAAGAGGAGGAGGAAGACAUACCAAUAGAAGAUGAAACUCAUUCCUUAGUAGAUGAAGAAGAAAAUGAAGAUAAAAGAGAUGAGAUUGUUCUUUCUUUACAAGAACAAAUAGUUCAAUUACAAAAAAGAACUAAUUGA